UAAAGAAAAUAUAUAGUAUAUAUUUUCCAUUUGCUGCUUCCAGAAUUCCUUACUGCUGUUUGGCUCCUCAUAUUUACUUCAUGCCAUUUAUUCCCCCUUCCAAUUCCCUCCGAUUAGUUCCUUUCUCUCUCUUAUGUUGUUUGGCCCCAUUAUAUUUCCUUCUUGCCACUCUCCCCCCCUCUUCAAUUUCUUUUUAUCUUAGAAUUUCUAAUUCCACCUUGGAUUUUGCUGUUUCCAGACAUUCUUUUUGUUUUUUUUUUUCUUUGGUGUCAUGAUUGUGAUGUGUUGGUUUUGCUUUUGACUUCAGAGAAAUUGCCUCUUCUCGACUCCUUUACAUGCCGAUCAUCAUCAUCAUCUCAUCUGGUUUUUCUUCAGAAUUCAGAUACUUUUAUCAUCAAAACCGAAUUGGGUUUAUUCGUACCGUCUUGGAAUCAUUCUGCUAAUCAAUGUCUUUGCAGGAAUUCAAAGAUUACCGGUCUCACAUUGGUUUUUCUGGCACUCCCCUGAUCAUUUUUGGUAUCAGGGCUUGAAUUAGUCUUGUCUAUUUCAAUCAAUUAUCGAUUGAAUUAAGCAAAGUUGGAUUGGAUCAUUGGAGAGAGCUGUAGUUUUGUAGGAUUGCAAUGAUUUAGUCAAUGUGUAUAGAAGAAUCUCAAAUGGACUGGUGGGGUUGCAAGCACUUGAGAUUCUUAGGUUUCUCUUUAAACUCUCUCACUUGCAAAUGUCUGGCUUUGGUUGUCAUUGCUCUGGCACUUAGAGCUGCUUUGUUUCCCACGUUCUCUGGCUUUGGGAGCAUUGAACAGAGUGACCUUUUAGUAAUACACAACCUUUCUUUUUCUUUAAAUUCGGAAUUUGGAGUUCGGAGAUUCAAGUUCUUGGAGGUUCCACAAAUUGUAUGGGGUUUAAACAAUCAGAAGAUUGCUUUUGCGAGAGCUUGCUUAACUGCAAGAAUGCUGAAUCGAACUCUUUUGAUGCCUAGCUUGAGUGCUUCACUGUUUUACAAAGAAAUUGAUCUCUUGCAACCCAUUCCAUUCGAUAAGGUCUUCCAAUUCGAAAGGUUUAAUUCGCUUUGUAAUGGUUUCAUCCAACUGUCUCGUUAUUCAGAUAUUGUAAAUCGAACUGAUGUUCUUGAGCUGCAAAAGGGAAGUGGAAGGAAGUGGACGGUUGAGAGAGAUUUAGAUCAAUUGAGACAGUUUGGCAAUGAUCCGUAUGAUGGGUAUGAGACAAUUCGAGUAGUAGGAAAGAACCCAUUUCUGUGGCACGACCACUGGCCUGUUAAGGACUACGCGAAGGUCUUCGAGUGUUUAGUUUUGGUGGAUGAAAUUUCAAAAGAAGCAGAUAGAGUUGUCUCGAAAAUUAGAGAGAUAGGAAGAGAGAUGAGAAGCAAAAUUGGGUCUUCACAAGAUGGUGUUGUUUCAGGGACGGCUUUGCUCCAACCAGUGCCUUAUGUAGCUGUUCACAUGAGGAUUGAAAAAGACUGGAUGAUUCACUGUAAGAAGCUAGAGCAAAGAUCAAAGGUCAGCGAAAUUUGUAGCAGCAAGGAAGAGAUUAUGGAGAGAGUGGGGAACAUCGUGGGCCUAGAGACCCCAAUGGUUGUUUACCUUGCCGUUGCUGAUACUCUUCUUGAAGAUAACUCUAUCUUGAAUGGAUGGAAGGAGGGUUUAGUUCCUUUUGAGAAGAAGAAAUUGGGUGUUGUUGGAAUUUACAAGAAGCACCCAUAUCUCAUUCAAUCAGCUAUUGACUAUGAAGUUUGCUCAAGGGCUGAUGUGUUUGUGGGGAACAGCUUUUCAACAUUUUCAAGCCUUAUAGUCCUUGAGAGAACACAAAAGAUUAUCAGCAUGGGUGGUUCAAGACCAUGUGCCAUGGAUGUAAGGUGGCCUUCCUAUGCUUAUAAUAUAUUGGGGGAAUCUAAAGGCCCUCGUCUAUGGAUGACAAAUAUGUCGGAUUCAAACUUACGAGCAAUUAGCUAUGGUUCAAAUGACAUAUCUUGCUGAGUUCCAUCUACCAUUGCGUGUGCACUCCUUUUUGGCAUAUAUUAUUUGGUAUAGUUUCAAGGAUUCUUUCUGUAAACAAAAUCAGUAACAUAGAUACUGAAAGUAGCAUCUAGUGCGGAAUCAAUAUUAUAGCUUGCAUUCAUGUAAAAUUGGAUUCUUUAUGUCUUCUUGAUUCAAUUUAUAUCCGUUACUUUUCGGGUCAUAUUCAUCAUUUUUGUAUUGAUCUUGGGGUCAUACCCUCUGUAAACUUGUUUUAAAAUUUAUUUUCUUCCAUUUACAGUUGAUGAUUCGAUUUACACAGCA
This is a messenger RNA of Cornus florida, 2294 nucleotides long. RefSeq names its product O-fucosyltransferase 23. The transcript is spliced from 3 exons. NCBI's taxonomy places the organism in Eukaryota, Viridiplantae, Streptophyta, Magnoliopsida, Cornales, Cornaceae. Gene Ontology annotation, biological process: pollen-pistil interaction. The coding region runs from base 633 to 1991 and encodes 452 amino acids. The record is from RefSeq and is a predicted model, not a curated record.